GCAGUGCGGAGCGCGUAAAAGCCUGAGCUGAGCGCAGAGUAGCUGUUCGGCUUCCAGAGCAGUAUGGUGCACAGCGUGCCAUGCCGUCUCCCAUCCCGCUGACCCGCCUGCUGCCCAAAGACUUCUGCCCCUUUGUGGACACGGGGCCCUGCAGCAGCCCGCUGACUAAGCACGGCUCCACCUUACAAGUGCCCGCUCAGCGGCUCCAUGGCCGAAUCGCCACUCGGCUUUGGUCCUCGGUUAUCCACUGGAAGCAGCUGCGCUCCGUGCAGCCCGUGGGCUCGGGAGGCUUCGGCUCGGUCGACCAGGCGGAGUACUUCGGAGAGACCGUGGCGGUGAAGAAGGUCAACAGGUCCACCAAGAACAAGCUGGCGUCCCAGCAGAGCUUCUGGGCCGAGCUGAACGCGGCGCACCUGCGCCACGCCAACAUAGUGCGCGUAAUAGCUGCCACCACCUGCGUCCCGCCACAGUGUGGAGACGAAGGCAGCAUCGGGGUAAUACUGAUGGAGUUCGUGGGCAGAAGGAACCUCCAGCAGGUCAUUUACGGUGGCACGGAGCCGCUGGGACAGCACAGGUGCGUCAGGUACUCGUCGGACAUCGUUCACGGCCUGAGGUUUCUCCACUCCCACGGCGUCGUGCAUCUGGACAUUAAACCAGCUAACGUGCUGCUGACCAGCGAGGACGUGUGCAAAAUCGCAGACUUCGGCUGUUCUCUCAAACUGGACCCUGGCUGUGAGGUCAGCGCCGCGAGCCACCAGCCUCUCGUGGGUGGCACGUACACGCACAGAGCCCCAGAGCUGCUCAGAGGCGAGAGGGUGACUCCUAAAGCGGACAUCUUUUCUUUCGGCAUCACUCUGUGGCAGCUUCUCACCAGAGAGCCGCCCUACACCGGCGACAGGGAGCACGUCAUCUACGCGGUGGUGGCUCAUAAUCUGCGGCCUCCUGUUCAGGACCACCAGGUGUUCCGGUCGGAGCCGGGGCGGCUGUUUCGGGCUCUGCUGAGCCGCUGCUGGAACGGAACGCCCCCCUGCAGACCCAGCGCCCAGGAGCUGCUGUCGUCCCUGGAGCAGCUGCAGCCACAGACCUGAUUUGAUCUCCGAAGCUGCGCACGGGUGUGUGGACAGCUGUGGGUUCGAAUAUGUUCAGCUCCAGGAAACGAGCACUGUGCGCUAGGCCAGGUCAAAGCUGAGGAAACGCUGGGCGUCUAUGACUACAUGUUUCUACUGUGCAAAUAAUAAGUGUGAUAGUCCUCAGAUUGUAGCAUUAAAAUGAGCUGGUUUAUUCUCCUCUCAGCUGUUCGUGCUGCUGUCAGGUCGGUCCUGUGGGACCAGGACAGUUUCCUCCCAGGCGUCCUGAUCCAUCUGUGACAGUUUCCAAAUGUUUCUUAAAUGUGUUGUGAAUCCUAGUGUGUGAAACGUGAUAUUUGGGUGUGAUGGGUUUCAUUAAAAUUCUUUUUUAUGCCACGUUUGUCUGCAGUUCACAUCAUUAGAGGGCAGCAGCUGGUCGGAGGCUCGGUGGGCCACUGCUGCCGUGUCAUGGGAGGACACUUGGUGUUCAAGUAGUACAAAACCAACUGUUUACAUUUCAAAUAUUGUGUAGCAGCACUAAACACAUGGGUCCUCUCUGACUGUCAUUGUGUUCGUAUUUAACCACAAACUGCAUUAGAUUCUUCACGUCAGUGUACGGCUGAGGUGGGCCCGGCUACCAGCCUCAUUCAGCCAAUCACAGGUUUCUCCUUAUUUACCAAUCCACCCCCGCACACACAGACGUGCAUCCUGAGCGCGUGAGGAGGUUACCCACUGUCAGAGUUGUCGUUGAGCCUCGUAAUGAUUUGCAGCUGUG
This is a messenger RNA of Pundamilia nyererei, 1842 nucleotides long. RefSeq names its product v-mos Moloney murine sarcoma viral oncogene homolog (gene mos). The record is from RefSeq and is a predicted model, not a curated record. The transcript has a single exon. Gene Ontology annotation, molecular function: protein serine/threonine kinase activity; ATP binding. NCBI's taxonomy places the organism in Eukaryota, Metazoa, Chordata, Actinopteri, Cichliformes, Cichlidae. Bases 81 to 1088 code for a protein of 335 amino acids. Gene Ontology annotation, biological process: protein phosphorylation.